This is a messenger RNA of Rosa rugosa (rugosa rose), 1522 nucleotides long. RefSeq names its product F-box/kelch-repeat protein At3g23880-like. The record is from RefSeq and is a predicted model, not a curated record. Bases 1 to 1239 code for a protein of 412 amino acids. Gene Ontology annotation, molecular function: protein binding. The transcript is spliced from 5 exons. Lineage: Eukaryota; Viridiplantae; Streptophyta; Magnoliopsida; Rosales; Rosaceae.
AUGGCAAGAAAACUUUCUAAUGUCUCCAAUGAGAAACUUGAGCCUCCAAAGAAUAGAAAAUUGACCAGUACUACUCAGUUUCCCACAGCCACCGACCAUCGAACACUGACAUCCCUCCAAACCAAGAACACUGACAUCCCUCCAAACCAAGAAGACGAAGUAGAAGAAGAGCAUCACAUUCUCCGACUGCCAAACCGCAUAGUGCUGGAGUUCUUCUGCAAAAUCCCAACGAAAUGGCUCGCCCAAUGCAAGUGUGUAUGCAAGUCUUGGCGCCGGUUGCUUUCCGACCCUCAUUUCACCAAAAGCCUCCUUUCACGAACACCCACUUACCUUCUGCUCCGAGACACUUGUUAUCUCAAGAGCCUCGUCAUUUUCGACUUCGAAAAGGCAUCCGACAGAAAUAUGUUCGAGUUCUGGGACAGGCCGAAAACCGAAGACGACUGCUUGACCAAGCUUUCUGGAGACCGCAAUGCUCUCAUUUCCGGCCAGGUCAUCGGUUCAUGCAAUGGAUUCCUCUGCAUAUACAAUGACUGGCCUAAUCCUUGGCGUCUUUACAUUUACAAUCCCAUUACUGGUGAGUCUCUGACUCUUCCAACGCCUGAAAUGAAAUGCUCCUUUUUUUGUGGCUUAGGGUAUAGUCCUAUCAGUGAUGUGUACAAGAUAGUCAUGUUUAAGUAUCCGAGUGAAGGUCCUACUAAUAAAAGGGAGGUGAAGGUCAUGACUGUUGGCUCUGGGGUUUGGAGAACCAUUGGGGAUUUGGGGUUUAAUGUUUUAGGGGAUGCUGAUUCAAAGGGGGUGUAUCUUAAUGGAUUUCUUCACUGGAUUGGUGAGUCUUGCAAGGAUUCGGUUUCGAUAUUUGCCUUUGAUGUCGAAAAUGAGCGCUUCCAAGAGUUGCCACCACAUCCUAGUGCUUUAAAAAUCAAAACCGUUGAAAUCUUCAACGGUUGGCUGUCCAUAUUUCUUCGCAGAAGAGGUGUCAUCAGUGUUUGGGUCAUGAAGGAUUAUGGUGUUGAGGGGUCUUGGACCAAAGAGCUUGAAAUUGAAAAGGCAAGUGAUUCUCGAGUCUUGAUGUCUACAAACAAGGGGCAAGUGUUGAUGUUACGUGAUUGGGAAAUUCAUACUUAUGAUCUUGGAACAAAGAGGUAUAAAUGGGUUCCUGUCAAUGGAUUACCAUUAGUGUUUCAAGAAAUUGCACAUACUCCAAGCUUUGUUUUGCUGAAAGACAUCAUCAAGGGUUAGAACCAAAGGAAUUGAUGUGCUAUACUGAGGCAUCUAAUGAGCUUCAGAAGAAACAUUACGCUGUCAACUCAAUAUUCUGUGGGACAAGAACUAUCAUUGAAGCAUUCCUUUUGCUUCUUUUGUUACGGUUUACCCUCCCUUUCUUGUUUAGGCCUUUGCUAUUAGGAGGGUCCUUCGUGCUCUGAGUGUUUUUUUUUUUUUUUUUUUUUUUUUUUUUUUGACUUUGUCAAGGGGAACCCAAAGGCUUCCUAGGAUCAAGAUAAACCCCUUCGUGCUCUGAGUU